Molecule: messenger RNA, 4374 nt
Organism: Fusarium tjaetaba
Lineage: Eukaryota; Fungi; Ascomycota; Sordariomycetes; Hypocreales; Nectriaceae
Exons: 9
Coding region: 1-4374 (1457 amino acids)
Source: RefSeq, a predicted model, not a curated record
AUGGGUUACGUUCUUCUCGCUCCAUACAAUGACUCUAUGCACUUGGGUCAAGGAUUCAAUUCCUUUCUUCAGAGACCUUGCAUAGACGGGGCCGUGAAACUCACCCAGGCCGACCUUCAAACCCAAGCGGCACGAGCCGGAAGCCCUUCAAAUGUAUCUCAAGUGGUAUCUUACAGCUCACGUUUGGUGGAGAAGAUCUCAGAUGUUGUCAGAGGCAUGAAUAUCAGCGCGGCUUCCUCCAUCAAGUUAGGAACUAUUCAAGUCUCUGGAAAUUCUCUGAGUGUGGAUGAGGCCAAGUUUGCGGCCAGUGACAUGAAUGCAGUUAUCUCUGUCAAAGUUAUCAAUCAGAUUACUUCAGCCAUCAAGAACCCUCCUUUACUUAAAGGCGCCAUGAAUGGCUCUGCCGGAGAGUUUACACUCAGUGAAGGAACGGCCAGCUCUACCAUCGAAGCAGCAGUACAGGAGACAGAAUCCACUGUCACCGUCAAUUGGUCUGGUGGGGGACAAAUCAAGAAUGACGAUGCAGAGUGGACACUCGCCUCUCUGAUUAGCGCUGCAUCUGCAUUUCCAGGGCGCGUUGCAGCUUGUCCACACAAAACAUACGCCAUCCUGACUCCUUACAACCGCAACCGGAGCUUCGUUGAGUGGGCGGAGCAAAACAAUAUCACUGUACCCGACUUUUCGCCAGUUCAGCAGUAUACACACGACCUUCUCGACAGUUUCAUGGAGUUCAAGAGCAUUUUGGGUCGCAUCCAAGCCGUUCUUGCUAAUCCUCAAGCCUACCUACCAAGUUCAUUCGAUAACGCCGUCAGCGUCGAUGUUAAAGCACUAGUGCUAGAGCGCCAGAAAAUAAAGAAAGAGAUGGUAAAGAUUGGUAACAUAGUUGAUAAGCUGUUGGCUACGCCAAACUGCAACCCUUCGACUCUUAUCACUGAAGAGGUGGAAUCUCCAGAGAUCUGGGCAGCCCGGCUCCCGGUUCUGGUAGAAUCUACAAUGGUCAACAAUAAGCUAACUGCCUUGGAAACAGCAGACGUUAUCAGUGGAUUUUACAAUAACGAUCCAACACAAGAUACAGCCGAACCCGAAAUCCCCGCCAGCCUUGGCAGCAAGAUGAAUGAUAGCAUGAAGGCAGUGCAAGAUGCGACAAAGGAGAAGGAGAAGGAAAUCGAAAAGGAGACUCCAGUCGUCGAAAUAUGCUCGGCCAGCAUCAAAGCAAGUCUCACUCAACAAGAACGAGCCUUUGUGGAUUCAGAGUUCAACAGAAGAAAAUACUCGCAGUACCGAUUUGGCGACUUAGUUGGUGUCCCAGGCGGAAGAUUCUUUGUUGACACGCUAUUCCUUGAACAGGCAAUGGUACAUGUAUCAUGGCCAGAUCGUAUCGAAAUACUUCUACAAGAUCUGAACGAUAGCAGAGUUUAUGCGCUGCGCACAACGUAUCAGGAAACGCAAGAGUCACAUGGUAAAAAUAUGGGAGAAACAGUAGACAGCACGUUUAUUCAUUUGGAAGAGGGGGAGGUUGUCAAUGAAGUGACAUUGGGCAGGAGAGAUACGACUGGAGUGGCAUUCAUUCGGCUGCGUACCUCGAAGAAUAGGGAGACGCGUAUCGGCACACUGAAAGAUUGUGUGGAGGUGACGAAAUGUGUACCUUAUGAUGGCUGCACGGGGCUCAAGGGUUUCUGGGGUGGCUCGGGGGAUCUUGUUGAUAGACUUGGUCCUAUUUGGGUUGAGAAUUUCCAGGUCCCUGUACCUGUCGGGGACUGCUCCAUCCAUAUCCUUAUCAAAACACCAACGUCCGUAGCAUACGCCUUCAUUAUGGAUGGCGGCGUGGACUCCGGCGGAUAUUCUGCCUCCGAAGCUAUAAAAGAUACACUGAAAUAUGUCAAUCAAUAUCUUAAAUCCACAUACAAGAUGAAAAAGUCGAUCAAGUUCAGCUUGUGGGUGGUGACGCACUGGGACGAGGAUCAUUUUCUGGGGAUGAUGGACUUACUUGCAAAGCAAUUAGAACCAUCUAAGCCUUCGGAUUGGAUGACUGAAAACUUUGUUAAGAAGCCAAAAUUGUACUGCGGUCGUUUGGAAAAUUUUAAACAGCAACUCAAUGCUCUCGGUUUUGAGGCCGCUGGUGGCGAAUCAGUACUAGGAUAUGACCUCCUCUCUGGAGGCCAAAUAUUUGAUAAGAAUGGAACUCCCAUUUGUGAAAGUGUUUGGGAAGAAGACCGUCCGCGCUUUUGCAUCGUGGGCGCAAAUGGCCGCGGCCUUACAGUCUCAAAGGCGCAGCAGAAGGUUACCAGAAAUCAGUCAUCGAUUUUGGCUGUAUUGUUCUGGCCUAAAGAAGGCCGUCGUUGCUGUUUUUUCACCGGUGGAGAUGGAAAUCCAGAAUUAGAACGUGGUAUAAUCAACAAUUUCCUCAGCAAAAGCGAUUUUAUCAAGUUAGGCGACGGACUUGAUCUGAUGAAGCUUGAUCAUCACGGCUCUUCCCAGGAAAACAUCUAUGGCGGCGACCUUAGAAAGGUAAAAGCGGUACGGAAGCUGGCACUGUCCAUGAUGCCGAUAGGUCUAUUUAAGCCCAAGAACAUCCUCAUCACACCAGGAAAUCUCCAUGGACAUCCGACCUUUGACGUCGUUCACUGCCUUUUUGAUCUUCUUGGCACAACGACUGGACUGGCGAAAGAUACUGGGAAACCAGUAGGCAGAGUAUGGACUACACGUUCUCCAUAUUGGGCUACCAAGCCACUUGUAACAACGAAAGAUCUCAACCCGUCACACAAUCAGGACUUGGAGGAUAUCCACAAAAAAGAACUUCAGGCAUACCAAGAUCCUACAAAAAAAUUCUUAGGGACGGGGAUGCUCAUGGCCGUUGAAGCUGAGGGUAGUGGGACACGUUUAAAGCGGGCUCAGGGCCUUAAGGCUUGGAGGAAGAAGAUACUGCAACAAAGUGCUAUACUGGAUGGGCAUAAUCCAACUGACUACCGGGUGGACAGCAAAGCGAAGUCGGAACUCAUAGAACUGAAAGAACAAAAACGUCAUUCUGCCAUUCAAGAAGAAGAAGAGGAGGCUGCAGCGAGCGCACAGUUCGACUAUGACUACAUAUCUUACGAUGAUGUUAUGAACAUCCGUUUCGCAGGGGUCGAGAUGUGGAAUCUUAUCUGUGACCAGGGCAUUGUGCCUCCGGCUGAGAAUCCCUUCUUUAUCAUCCACUUCCGUUGGGAAAAUGCUGUAUUCUCCACGGUCAAGUGCCUAGGAAUGGAUGGCGUUGAACGGAAGGGCUACAGAUCUGAGCCCAUUGUCCCACCUCGUUACUCCCAGAGGCUGGCUGACAUUAAAGAAGCACAGAAAAAGGAGGUACUGAAACUUCUCAAGAAGAAGGCCAGGGAACUGAAGAUGGCAGAAGAUUCAAAGGUGGCUCAUAGCAAGCGCAAUAGGUUGAAAAGCCAAGGCAGAGAUCAGGAUAGCGGGCUUGGCCUUUCUGCUUCUGAAUCCGGCUGCCAAUAUAAUGUUCAGGACUUCGAGAAGCAGAAUACCUUCACUCACAUCAGCCGAUUGAACGAUAGUGCAGUCAGGCAAAGCUUUACCAGUACAAGCUUGGGGGGCUUUGAUAUCCGACCAUUGGGAAAUAUCAGCUUUCAGGCCAACCUCUUUCCGGGUACCUCUCUUUCUAGGAACGAGGACAGAAUUAUCUCGUUGCAUGGCUUGACCCUGCAAGACUUCAGCUCGACACUCGAGGCCGACAAAGGAUUACAAGAUUCGGUUAUGCGUAACCCAUUCACGUUCAUCAAGGAACUUGAAGCCGACUACCAACUCAAGUAUCGCUUUGAUGGUGAUGAUAACGAUGAAGAUGUAGUUCUUAAAAAUAUUUGGGAAGAUGCAGAUAAGGAAAUUGACGUGACUCUCGAGAAGCUAAACAAUCUUCAAAAGGAGUGGCAAACAGCCUGGGAAGAAAGUCAAGCAGAUAUCGAGAAGGAGGAGACAAGCAAGCAAAAAAAGAAAAGGAUAAGAGCAGCAGUCAAGCUUAUGGAAAAGAUCAAAAAGAAUGCAGAGAAGACUGUAGCAAACCUAGAUCCGACGCUUUUCACUGGAAAUCUCAAUGCAGCCUCUCGUGCAGAGAUCGAGAAGCUACUGGUGAUGGCUAUUACUUACAGGCCUCCCGACGUGGAAGAAGAGAAGGAACCAGAGACUGGUAGAGGCCGCAAAGGUCACCAAGAUAGGUCAAAGAAAUCCCAAGCGAUGGGGAAGAACGGAGAUACAUCGAAGCAGAUGGAGAUCGAGAAGGAGAAGAAGGUCAAGAAAGAAGAUAAAUCGAACUUGAACAAGAGAGAGUCGAGAAACGAAUUUGUCGAACAAGAAAGUAUUCGAAAAAAGCGCUAUGGAACGAAGUAG